This is a messenger RNA of Podospora pseudocomata, 3860 nucleotides long. RefSeq lists its product as uncharacterized. The transcript is spliced from 3 exons. Gene Ontology annotation, biological process: peptidyl-threonine phosphorylation; peptidyl-serine phosphorylation. The record is from RefSeq and is a predicted model, not a curated record. Gene Ontology annotation, molecular function: protein serine/threonine kinase activity; ATP binding. NCBI's taxonomy places the organism in Eukaryota, Fungi, Ascomycota, Sordariomycetes, Sordariales, Podosporaceae. Bases 1590 to 3860 code for a protein of 756 amino acids.
CGAUUGCUUUUCCCUUAUCUUCUGCAUCUCUCCAUUGACCUGAUUCAUCUAAAUUCUCUAACCAAUCUUUUCCCACCAUGUCUGAUGUUUGAAUACCUCGCGAAAGAUAUGAGCAUCUUGUUAUCUUGCAUGGUCGUUUCCAAAAAUCUUCCACGCACUUGUCGCCCUAUAGCAGGCUGUCCGAACAUGGCCAGCACAGCGAAGCCGUACGACGCCCUCUCGACUCCCCUAACAAGCCUUACUUCCAUUUCGUCGGUCCAACCGAAGUCAACCGGCGACGAUAGUUCACCUCCACUAGACAAUGCAGCGGUUAGCAGCCAUCACCAACAACAAUCAUCUCAUCAACCAUCGCAGCAAAGUUCACCUCAGCAGCCUCAGCAGCCAUCGCACCAACUACAGCAUCACGCAUAUGUCGCAGCCCAGGCAGCCCCACCAUCACAACCUACAGGGCCGAGCAACACCGCAGUAUCAGCCCCGGCCAUCAGCGCCCCCUUGGCCUCCAAUUCCUACGACCGAGCAGACUGCAUACCUGGGGUUAAGAGCAUGUUCAUUUACCCUCACGCAGAGGUCACUCUCGGUAAAUGGAAAGCCAAUGAGUACGAUGCCAGAUUUCGAUUCGUGUCGGAGGAAAUGCGCAAGACAGUCAACGAGAACCCCGACCUUCGAGAUCGCGCCGAUACAAUAGACUACCGUCUCCACAUGGGAGGGCCAUCACCAGAGGAAGCCACACCCCAUAUCGUCAUCUUUUGUCGCAGAGAAGACUUUCGUAAGCUCAGUGACCUCUUCAAAAAGCGCGUGAAGGACCCCUUGUACUGCGGUAAAAAGUCGAAAGUGUUUCACCUGUUUCGCGAAGACGAUCCAGACAAAAUGCCGGUGCCGCCUUUUCAGCUAUUAUACUAUCGGUCGCCCAAAAACCCCAAGAAACGAACCGCCGGGGACGAGAACAUCCACCCGGAACUUGGCAGGCACAUUACUUGGUGCGGUGCUGUCGCUCAUCAUGGGUCUCGAACCGCGACUCUGGGGUUGACCAUCCGAGUCGGGGAUUCUAUUGCUGUCAUGACGGUUGAUCAUCUCUUUGAACCCGAAAAGCAGGAACAUGCCGACUCUCUCAUCACCACAGACACAGCAUCCCUCGAUAUGGACGCCUCUAGCGAGUCUACUCUCAAUGAUGAUGAGAUGGAAGAUCUGGGAGAGUUAUGGACCGAUAAGGUUAUGGAAUAUGAUGAGGACUAUGAAGAUGAGAUAUCUGAGGAAUGGGACGGCGAACCCCGCUUCCACAGCUCAGUGCAGGGUGACUCUUUCUUCGUCGAUAGGAUCCGACCACCUCGUCAACUCGAUGGCUGGGAAGCAUACCUCGACUGGUCCUUGGUAACGCCUAGUGCUCAACAACCCCUGUUCCCUCUCCCUAACCAGUACUUCCCCUCUGGCCCUGAAGGGCAAGCCAUAGCAUUAGAGAAAUUUGCCAAGGCACCUAGAUUCCACCGCGUCCCAGUACACGUCGUGUCUGGUAUCCGCGGCGUGCUUCCAGGAAGGCUGCUGGGUAGCACGGCGAUGCUUGGCUCGGGGCCCGAUCGAGUUCUCUGUGAAGCAUGGACAGUGAUCUUGGAUACAACUCAGAGUAUACCUUUGACAUCUUACAGAGAGAAUGUAGAAUAUUGCUGACCAUAAGCGUAGGUAUUAUUGACGGAGAGUCCGGCUCCCUGGUGAUUGACCAAGAGACUCACGAGAUCUACGGUCAUGUUGUUGCAUGCGAUCCGCGUGGGUACGCAUAUGUGGUCCCGAUGACGAAGAUUUGGACACAAAUGGAAACUCAGUUCGGGCCAGGCUCCAUCCAUGUCUUUACCCCAGAAACUGCCCCAAACGCGAUGCUGGGCCAGAGUCACAAGUCAAUUGAUCAGCCACGAAGUUUGGGUUGGACACCUGACGCUACCAAAACAGAAACGGCCGAUGACGGACCUGGCACAAUCCCAGCUACAUUGGAUAAUCAUGACCCAGCCUUCGACACUGACGCUGCGGUGGUCUCUGUCUCCGUGCCCUCCCCCUUGGGACAAUACGAAAUUCCCGAUAUCCGUCUCCCAGAACUGGUGAGCGAUGCAAUACUCUCUGGUGAAAGGAUAUCUGCCGGUGAUGACUCCAGCGAUGAAGAGGCUUCGGCGAUGCAGGAUGCCUUAGUCAGUGCCAUGGUCCCUACCCACUGGGGCACGAGACAGUUCUUGCCUCGGACUGCUUUAUCUACUAUCGUGAACACGAACAACGUCUGUCAGGAGCUGGAGAGGCUGGUCCGCAACCGGGACCUUCCCAAAAGAUGGUUGGAGGUCAGUGUUCGUGAAACCGCCGAUGUCAUUUGUCAGGCCAGCAGAUCGUUCCAGAAAGUCUUCGCCAUUCUGGUCUUGUUGGACAGGGCGGGUUAUAUAUUCGACAUGAUUGCUGCGGGGACCUCGGACGACUGCUUGCCCCUUGUCCACGGUUCUGAGGAGGAACUCCAAUCGGCUACUCAGCCGCAUCUCAAACUGACUUACACCCGACGUUGGAGACCCUUUGCCAAGCAUGGUUUUGAGGACAGGCAGUGGUCCUUCCUAGCACCAGUUUUCAGCAAAGGAGACGAUCAGAAUCCAGCCAGACAUUACAACUUUUCGGAUCGACAGAUUUUGCCAUUCAUAGGUGGGCCUGGAAGAGAGACUGCCGAGUUGGUCGGUGGUUUUGCGUCCGUUACAAGUGUGGUGAUCCAUCCCGACCAUCACGAGUUUACCUCAAUGAUUCCGCUCGGAUAUCAAGGCAAUCGUUUUGCCUUGAAAGAGCUCAAAGCAUUAUCUUCGGAUGAUGAUUUCAAGUCCGAGAUGAAGGCUUUACAAUUCGCGACCAAGCAGUCAAAUCGCCAUCUCCUCUCCUUACUAGCAACCUACCAGUAUCAUGGCCGCUAUCAUUUCAUACUGCCUUGGGCCGACAUGAAUUUGGAACAGUAUUGCCUUUCGGCGGACCCAACCUCGCAACGUGCCGCCCAACACCACCAGUGGGUUAUCGAACAAUGCAGAGGACUUGCUGAAGCCUUGUCAAUCUUGCACCGGGAGCGCGUCGAUCCAGAAGGCUUAAAUGAUGACAGGGCAUUUUACAGACACGGCGAUAUCAAGCCGAGUAACAUUCUCAUCUUUGGUACAGGUACAGAAGAUGCUAUCGGAGGAAGCCUUGUUUUGGCCGACUUUGGGCUCGCUCGUAAUCACAACAGAAGGACCCAGUCUAGACAGAUGUCAGACCGUGUCUUCGGCACCGUGACAUAUGAAGCACCGGAAACUGCACAACGACUGGGAGCAAGGAGUCGUGCUGUUGAUAUAUGGUCAUUGGGCUGCGUUUACCUUGAAUUUUUGACUUGGCUCUUGCUGGGUCCCAAUGGUUUUGACGAGUUUGGCGACAAGCGAUUGGCGAUGGAUGGACUCUACGGUUUUGAAACCGAUACAUUCUAUGCACUUUACCGUGAGGACAAUAUGCUUACAACGACUGUUAAGCCAGCUGUUGUGGAGAUGUUUCAUGAAUUGCACGCAAGUCCGCAGGCCUCCGAGUUAAUUCACGACCUUUUGGACAUAAUCCAGCUCGACAUGCUCGAGAUCGAACCCACGAAACGCAUAAAAAGCCUGAAGCUCGCAGAGAAGCUCCAAAUCUUAGAGGACAAAUCUCGAUUCAAUGAAGAUUAUCUCCUCAGGCCAUGCACUCGAGGUCGUGGAGUACCCGAACCUGGCGUACAAUACUCCGUCAGCAAAGUGCUAUCAAAAGACGCGGCGAUGGUGAGGCGUUCGAGGAGGCCUGGACAGGCAGACAGAACCAUCCGUAUCUACAGCGAAAGGAGGAGCAGGGUGAAAAUCUACUAA